AUGGCUUCCGCAUCUACUAUCGAGUGUCCCAUCAUUCCGAGGAAACAGCUCAUCAAAGUGAAGGAAUUUCCGGCAGCUGUGGGGGGCUAUGGACAGGUUUUUCAGUGCAUAAUGCAGCGGGCAGAGGCGCCAGAGGCUUUGGUGGCCGUCAAGGUCCUGAUACAUGUUUCCAAGAAGCGUGCAUGCCGUGAGAUGAAAUUAUGGAUGGCAGCAAGACAUGAAAAUAUCGUCCCUUUGUUCGGUAUUGCGGAGGGAUUUACAGAAGAGGGCUUCGCCAUGGUCUCUCCCUGGAUGGGAGGCGGGACACUUGCACUCUAUCUCCGGGAUCAUGAAGGAAACAUACCUUGCAGGAAAAAACUGACUUUGAUCAAAGAUGUUACUAUUGGCUUGGCAUAUCUACACUCUCGAAAGAUUGUCCAUGGCGACCUCACAACUACUAAUGUUGUCCUUGAUGAAAGUGGAAAAGCAUUGUUAAUCGACUUCGGGUUAUCGAAUGUGCUUGGCGGCAUGGCUGGUAGUUGCCUCUCACUCUCCGUAGCACGACCAGGGGCAGUGCGAUUUGCUGCACCAGAACUGUUGGGGGCAGAAGAGGCGACAAGCCAACCUACCGGAAUGGAUUCAGCGGUCGACAAUGAGCCGCCGGUAUUAAUACCGAAUGUACCCAGCGACAUUUAUUCUCUUGGCUGUGUAAUGCUUAAUGUCUUCACAGAAAAGCUUCCAUGGUACACCUAUGUCUAUAGUAAUCUAGCUAUUGUCGGGGCUCAUCACGCGAAGAAGUCGAUGCCCUUUCCUUCCCACGACCAUCUUUCUAAAGAGCGCAAACAGUUUAUCUGCAAGUGUACUUCAGUCGAAGUUGGCAGCAGGCCAUCAAGUCAAGAUGCCGUGGUUUUUAUCGAAGAGGAGCUACGUAUUGAAGCUCCCAUCCGGCAGUCAAUGACAAAGGCAUCAAAUAGAGAUAUCCCCACUAUCGUCUUGCACAAGCUAGAUACGGAGAUACCAAGCCACAUCCAAGAACCAAUUGCAAAUGCAGUCGGUUAUUUACAUCCCCGAGGUGACGGCAACACUCCUACCAACACCCCUUCUGCGUCGUCAUACUCAACCUGCUUAACGUCGCAGACAACCCCUUCGGUCACCCUGCACAAGCUGGAUCCGGAGAUACCAAGCCACAUCCAAGAACCAAUCGUAGAUGUAAUCAGUCAUCUACACCCUCAAGGAGACGGCAACUCUCCUUCCGUCUCCCCUUCUCCAUCGUCAUACUCAACCCGCUCAGUGUCGCAACCAGCUGAUGCACAUGAAGGCACCUCUUCACGAAUUGGCAAUACGUCCACCGUGGCGCAGCUAUCACCUCUAUUGUCAACCACCUCGAUGCCAGAUAGCAACGACUCACCUGUCCUCGUCGAUUCGUCGACCAGAAAGUGUACUGUCGUCAUUGCCGGGGCCGUUGGUUCUGGGAAAAGCUCCCUUGUCAAUCUCUUAUCUAGGAAAAGUGUCGCGGGUACAUCGAUCGACGCCGGACGCUGCACGGGAGAGUUGAAGGAAUACCCGAUGUCUUUUCGCGACACCGCAUAUAGGGUGUUUGAUACUGUUGGGUUUGCAUGCAGUAACGGUCCUUCCUCUGUGCCCAAGGAACGGCCAAAGAAGCAUGAAAAACGGCAGAUCGGAGAAAUAUCCGGUCAAGGCAGUAUUGACUUGAUACUGCUUUGCGUGCCGAGUAGAAAUUUUCGUGUGCAAGCGGUGCUCGACAUUCACAACAAAAUCCAGGGCGAAUUGAACGGAAGAAAAGUGCCCGUCGUACUCGUUGUCACUCACUUCGAGGAGCAGCAGCCCAGUCCUGCUACUCAUACUAUCGACAGAUGGUGGUCCGAAAAUUCGUCGACGUUUCGGACUCAACUGAACUCCAUCGCCAAACAUACUUGCAUCACUUUGAGUCACGACAAAUACCUCGAUGAGUCCCGCGAACAUAUCUUCCGGAUCAUGGCGCAGUAUCGCGCCUCCGAUGCAGGAGAGCUGCCGCAGCGGUCGUCUGGAGGUGGCCAUUCUACGUCACCUUUCAGAGCCCUCCUGGACGACGUGGUCCGGGCUCUUCACAUCAAACAACUGUCCGCGCAGGUCCGCGGAGUCGUCACAAGUGGGCUGAGUCUACGACCACGCCCCUCCUGA
This is a messenger RNA of Suillus fuscotomentosus, 2160 nucleotides long. RefSeq names its product kinase-like domain-containing protein. Gene Ontology annotation, biological process: protein phosphorylation. Gene Ontology annotation, cellular component: cytoplasm. The transcript has 10 exons. Gene Ontology annotation, molecular function: GTP binding; ATP binding; protein serine/threonine kinase activity. Lineage: Eukaryota; Fungi; Basidiomycota; Agaricomycetes; Boletales; Suillaceae. The coding region runs from base 1 to 2160 and encodes 719 amino acids. The record is from RefSeq and is a predicted model, not a curated record.